GCGAGAGAGCAGGCACAUCCUCAGAGCCCUGCGAGGAGCACAUCCCCAGGUACGCCAGCUGUCUGCCCCCUGCAGAGAUGGUGCGAGUGACUCCCUUCCUCCUGGUGCUCAGCCUGGCCCUGGUGGCUCAGGGCCUCUCUGACAGAAAGUGCGUGCUGACCGGGCAAUGGAAAAACGACCUGGGCUCCAACAUGACCAUUGGGGAAUUGCAAGGAAAUGGAGCCUUCAGUGGCACCUACCUAAUGGCCAUUUCAAUGAGCCUGAAGAAGAUCUUGGGGUCUCAGCAACACACAAACCAGCCCACCUUUGGCUUCACUGUCAACUGGACCUUUACAAGAAGCACUGGCCCAAUAAAGUCGCUAGUGGUGUCUCUAGAGAUGGGGCAGGAGGUGGAGCCCCUGUUCCCCAAACUGUCCCUGGACACGCAGGGGACAGACAGAUGUGUUGUAGAAGUAUAA
Messenger RNA from Athene cunicularia (burrowing owl), 458 nucleotides. RefSeq names its product avidin-like. The coding region runs from base 78 to 458 and encodes 126 amino acids. Gene Ontology annotation, molecular function: biotin binding. The record is from RefSeq and is a predicted model, not a curated record. The transcript is spliced from 3 exons. Lineage: Eukaryota; Metazoa; Chordata; Aves; Strigiformes; Strigidae.